CAAACAAUUCAAUGGAGAAUAUGGCUGUGACUGGUGUUUACACCCUGGCACAGUGGUAACAAAAGGCUGUGGAUCUGUGAGGUCAUACCGAUAUGAUGAAACUAAACAAGCAUCAAGAUCAAAGAAUAUGUUUGUUGAAAAUGCAAGAGAGGCUGAAAGCUCCCAUGAAAACACCUCAGAGUAUGGAGUAAAAGGAAUGUCCUUACUUUCCAGACUUCCUUUGUUUGACAUUGUGUUUGGAUUUGUACCCGAAUAUAUGCACUCAGUUUUAGUUGGUGUGACUAAGCAACUCUUUGGAUUGUGGCUGAACUCAGAGAACUCAAUGAAAGACUGGUAUGUAGGUCAACAGAUUUCACAAAUGGACUCUUAUCUCCAAAUGUUAAAGCCUCCAUCAGAAAUGAGCAGAUCUCCACAGUCACUGAAGGGUCGGGACACUUGGAAAGCAUCCGAGUGGCGAGCUUUCCUUUUAUUUUAUGCUGUUAGUGUCCUACCAGGCUUUCUCCAGCCUCCAUUUCUCCAACAUUUUUUUUGUUUGUCGGUCAGCAUUCACAUUCUGCUACAAGAAUCAGUCUCCCAAAAUGACCUUCAGCUGGCCCAUGAGAACUUGGUACUCUUUGUUAGAAACAUGGAAGAACUCUAUGGUGAAGAAAACGUGUCAUUCAACUGCCAUCAGUUGAUCCACUUAGCUGACUGUGUGCGUAACUGGGGGCCUCUCUGGGCAACAUCAGCAUUCAGUUUUGAGAAGAACAGUGCAAAUUUAAGGGCACUGCUUAGCAACAUAAACUACAAUCCUAAAAAAAUUCAGGACAAGUUUCUCUAUUGGCAGUGCCUGCCGAGUCACCUUCGCUCCCUUGUUUCUGACGGAAAUUCUCCAUUAGCCAGAAUUUCACCAGUAAAUGACACCACUGAUUGUUACAAUCUGCUUGGAAAUUCACGGCAUCUGGAUAUCACAGGAUCCAUAAAACUAGCAAUAGAAGAGCUGUUAAAACGACCCGUUUCAUUCAGAUCAGUGGAAGCCUUUGACAGCUUCAUCAACAGAAAUACUGUUUACUCUGUAAACCAUGAAGAGACAGACAGAACAGACUGUGUCAUAAAACUCAAGAAUGGCUGCUAUGGAGAAAUACAGUUCAUCGUCAGGUUUAAAGAGAACUGUGUUUGCACAUCCAACUGUGUGUGCUCGACUAUUUCAGUCAUUGUGGUCCAGCUGUUUUAUAUCAAACUUGAUGCAGAGGGCAGCAGGAUGAUUCCUGACAGUGCAUCAAGGACUAUCUUUGUGGAAGUGGAAAGGACAACUCAGCUCAAAGCCUUCUUCUUGAAGGAUGUUAGGUGUAAAUGCAUGUAUGUGGAUGGUUGGCUGGUGCCUUUACCAAACUCAUAUGAAAGAUAUUAAAGUUCCAGCACAGCUAAGGUGUUUUCUCUGUCUUGUAUAUCAUGGCACAUGGCUGUUUUUACUACAGGAAACUAAAAACUUUUAUUUAUGUUUAUGACAGUGGUAAAGAUGGAAAAAACAAUGUCUUGGCCAAUCUUGGAAAAACUGAACAAUAAUGAAGUUUUUUCAAAGCAGUUUGGAGUCAUUUUGUUCAUAUAUACUGCUUACGUUUUCUUUUGGUGUGACUGUGUGGACAUAAUGUAGUCAGUGCAAUGUAGGAUUAUAUCACUCAUUACUAUAUGUGUAUUAUCUUUAUAUUGGAGGAAAUUAUGGAGUGAUUUGUAAACAGCCAAAAGCUUGCCUUUCCCAACUUUGUAUUCACUACAUAUUUAUCAUCAAUGUUAGUUUACCUCUAAUCAAAAUGAAAUGCAUAUUAUUGUGACACAUAAACAUUUUGUGAAUUAACGCUAAAAAUCCAGGGUGAGUGGAUGAAUGUGGUUUACUGCAUCCUGAUACAGCUUGUUAUUACUGAGAUAACAGAUCAUAAAGCUUCAUAUUACCUCAUUUUAUUGUCUAAUGGCUGAUGAGACUUAUUCUGUUUAAUGUUGCAAUUUGUGCAAGUCUGUUGAAUAUAAUACAGAUUGAUUUGCUCAAGAAUGUUUGUAUCCUGCUACAUAAAAAUGAUUACAAUUAAAGUCUUAUUACUUUAAA
This is a messenger RNA of Oreochromis aureus, 2080 nucleotides long. RefSeq lists its product as uncharacterized. The record is from RefSeq and is a predicted model, not a curated record. The transcript is spliced from 2 exons. The coding region runs from base 128 to 1390 and encodes 420 amino acids. Lineage: Eukaryota; Metazoa; Chordata; Actinopteri; Cichliformes; Cichlidae.